Molecule: messenger RNA, 998 nt
Organism: Carica papaya (papaya)
Lineage: Eukaryota; Viridiplantae; Streptophyta; Magnoliopsida; Brassicales; Caricaceae
Product: Acyl-CoA N-acyltransferases (NAT) superfamily protein
Biological process (GO): N-terminal protein amino acid acetylation
Cellular component (GO): NatA complex
Molecular function (GO): protein-N-terminal-glutamate acetyltransferase activity; protein N-terminal-serine acetyltransferase activity
Source: RefSeq, a predicted model, not a curated record
CCCCAAUCAAAUACGCCCUCCAGAGACUGAACCGAGCAAAAUCAGGCACGAUUUCGAAAGAGUAAACCCUAACCCUAAAUCCAAACCCCUCAGAUACUCGCAACCAUGGUGUGCAUACGUAAGGCAACGGUGGACGACCUGUUGGCAAUGCAGGCAUGCAAUUUGAUGUGCUUGCCGGAGAACUACCAGAUGAAGUACUACCUUUACCAUAUUCUCUCAUGGCCACAGCUUCUCUACGUCGCCGAGGACUACAACGGUCGAAUCGUCGGGUACGUCCUAGCGAAGAUGGAGGAGGAGAGCAAUGAGUGCCAUGGUCAUAUCACCUCCCUCGCCGUCCUCCGUACUCACCGCAAGCUCGGUCUUGCCACAAAGCUCAUGAACGCCGCACAGGCUGCCAUGGAGCAGGUGUUUGGAGCGGAGUAUGUUUCUCUGCAUGUGAGGAAGAGUAACCGGGCUGCAUUUAAUCUGUAUACAGAGACAUUGGGAUAUAAGAUUCAUGAUGUGGAGGCUAAGUAUUAUGCAGAUGGGGAGGAUGCCUAUGAUAUGAGAAAGCAGCUAAAAGGGAAGCAGAUUCAUCAUCAUUCUCAUCAUCACCACCACCAUCAUCAUCACCACCACCAACAUCCGCACCAGCAUGGUGGUGGUUGUUGUGCUGGUGAUGCGAAGAACACAGAAUCAACUCAAGCAAGGGGGGAAGCUAAAUCAGAGGCAAAAGCCAGCGCAAAGGCAGAGUCAAAAGCAGGAUGAUGACAAGAGGUAAUCGGGGUGUUUGGACUAGUUGGAGUCAUGCGAGUUUCAUACAUGUUCAGAUCAUAUGUAAUGCAUAAAUUUUUCCUUUGUUUGUUUGUAAGGACAAUAAGCACUGGAUGCUUUGAAAUGACAUGGUUAUCUCCAUUUACUGAUUGGUACUAAAUCUAUGAUUGUCAUUUUCUAUGUAGUCAAUUUUUGUACUUCUUGUACCAAACUUUUGUAUAAGCUAUAAUGGUUUCUGUUGCCAA